UUGGAGCCUGCUGUUUCUCACCUCACUCGGUUCUGGUGGUUUGAGCAGCACUGUGUUGUGUCAGAAAGUUGCACUGAGCAUCUGAAGCAAUGGCGGUUGUUAGUGGAACAUUCCGGAUGGUGUCCGAGGAGGAGCAGGCCCUCAGGGCUAAGCUGGAGCACCUCACGGUCAAAGAUCACGGGCCGGUGUUCGGACCCUGCGCAGAAGUACCUGACCACACGGUGCAGAAGGCUAAAGAUGAGCUAAAUGAGACGGAUGAGAAGCGAGUGUCAGCCGUAUCUGAACUCAGAGGUAUUAUUAAAGAGAAGGCGGGUUCUGGAGACGACCUUGCUAAAGGUGUUCAGGACACUUUUGGAGACAAACCUGAUGGUGUGCUGGUGAGGUUCAUCCGUGCCAGGAAAUAUGAAGUACACAGGGCCUAUGAACUGAUGAAGGGUUACGUGCGCUUCAGGCGGGAUUACCCUGAACUCUUUGAAAACUUGACCCCAGAGGCUGUGCGCAGCACCAUUGAGGCCGGUUACCCAGGGAUCCUGUCGAGCAGAGAUAAAUACGGCCGUGUGGUGCUGCUUUUCAACAUUGAGAACUGGGAUUAUGAGGAGAUCACUUUCGAUGAGAUCCUCAGAGCCUAUUGUGUGAUCCUGGAGAAGCUUCUGGAAAAUGAAGAGACUCAGAUCAACGGGUUUUGCAUUAUUGAAAACUUUAAGGGUUUCACCAUGCAGCAGGCCUCUGGCAUCAAGCCCACAGAGCUGAAGAAAAUGGUGGACAUGUUACAGGAUUCAUUCCCUGCACGUUUCAAAGCAGUGCACUUUAUCCACCAGCCCUGGUACUUCACCACCACCUACAAUGUGGUCAAACCCCUGAUGAAGAGCAAACUGUUGGAAAGGGUGUUCGUCCACGGUGAUGAGCUGGAAAACUACUUCAAAGAGUUUGAUGCUGAAAUCCUGCCUUCAGAAUUCGAUGGGAAAGGCGGCAAAUAUGACGGCAAGGCCACAGCAGCACAACUCUUCGACUAAGCACUUUUUAUCUGUCGCUGAACAAAAAAGCGACGUGGGUUAUUUUAGCUGUAUUGUAUUAUAGAGUGAUCGAACGUGUUUUUGUUUUUCUGAGAGUGAACCCGAUUCCAGCCUCACUGGAAAAGUCUCCUGACGUCAUUACAGAGGAAUGAAAGUGAUACGGUCAGUUAGUUCUCUGUGACACUGCACUCUAUUGAAGAUUGCUCACUAAUCUCAAGCAGGGCCCCAUCUUCAGAUUUACCCCAAAAUACAGAUAUUCUUUUGAAACAGAUGGAAGAUGACAGAGUCCAGACAUUUCUGUUGUUUCUAUUGUUAACUGAGAUUAGAAAAAUACUCAACCCAGUCAGUUUAAAACAUAAUUAUAAGAAUAUGUGAAGUUUUGAAUGGAUAACUUUCUAUGGAAAGUUAAAGUGAAUAUAAUAACUGUUUUACUAAAUAAACUGCUCAUUUAAAAUGACAACUUUAUUACAUUAUCAUGUAUUUCCUGUAAAAGAAAACUUUUGGGAUGUCAAAAAUUGAACUUCAGUGCUACAUCUACCUAUUUCUAGAAAUUUAGCUGUAAACAUUAUAGAAAUUUCCACAGAUUGAAAAUGACUUGAAAAUGCUAAACCACUUCUAGAGUGCAAUAAAACACUGUCAUUGUUCGUACUUUGGUUUAAUAAUUUAUAAUUUAUAGUGUCUAAUAAACAGAGAAUGACAGUAGAAACGACAAAGAGAUGCUAAUAAAUGGGAAACAUUGUCAAAUUAU
This is a messenger RNA of Labeo rohita (rohu), 1761 nucleotides long. It is a transcript of the gene rlbp1b, whose product is annotated as retinaldehyde binding protein 1b. The transcript has 8 exons. The coding region runs from base 90 to 1013 and encodes 307 amino acids. Gene Ontology annotation, cellular component: membrane. Gene Ontology annotation, molecular function: phosphatidylinositol bisphosphate binding. The record is from RefSeq and is a predicted model, not a curated record. NCBI's taxonomy places the organism in Eukaryota, Metazoa, Chordata, Actinopteri, Cypriniformes, Cyprinidae.